Oncorhynchus keta (chum salmon) is the source of this 5862-nucleotide messenger RNA. Its product is annotated as multiple C2 and transmembrane domain-containing protein 2-like. The coding region runs from base 212 to 3082 and encodes 956 amino acids. Lineage: Eukaryota; Metazoa; Chordata; Actinopteri; Salmoniformes; Salmonidae. Gene Ontology annotation, molecular function: calcium ion binding. Gene Ontology annotation, biological process: regulation of neurotransmitter secretion. The transcript has 25 exons. Gene Ontology annotation, cellular component: synaptic vesicle membrane. The record is from RefSeq and is a predicted model, not a curated record.
AGAGCAUGUAUUUAUAAGUUCCUUCACAAGUGACUUCCUCAUUUUCACCAUACUGUUGUCUGAUGACUGUCAACUCACUAACUCUCUGGAAGUUUCAAACAACAUACUUGGAACAUAUUUAUAUUUCCUUUCUGUAAGGUCGUGAAGCAGCGGUGUACUGUCUAAACAGUCUCUGUGUGAAAGGUGUAGCCUGUGCUCUGCAUCUCUCAGCAUGGGCCCCAAGAAGAAAAGUGUCUGGGAGAACCUGCGUGAGAAGACCAAGACCCAGUUUAACAACAUAAAGAAGAAGACAACCCCGGGGAAGCUGGAUGAGAAAAAGCCCAAGCCCCUGCGUUAUAGACGCAGUAUGUCAGUGCCGGACUUGAGAAUGAGUGCACCUGUGGAGACACAAACUCUCUAUGAUGAAUCAGAAGAGGAGGACAUGGCAACCUUUAUGGGCAGAAUCCACAUGCCAUCAGACAAAUGGAACACACCUGCAGAGAGAUCAACUUCUUCUGCUUCUUCUACUUCAGCAGAAAGAGAAAAAAUACCAGCAGACAGAGGGAACCCACCCGUACCUACCCCGAAAUCAAAUGCUCCAAAUAUAUAUGUGUGCACAACAAGAUUGACUUCAUCAGUGGAGGGAAUUAAUGUUUCUACAGAAAGAUUGCUCUUCUCUGAAGACAGAGUGGCCGCUAGAGACCGAGACAGAUUGAACAUCCCUCCAGAUAGAUGGUCUCUGCCAGUGAACAGGGCGGACAGGAUGGGCACCCCUGCUGACAGUAUGGACGGUUCUGCGCGUGGAACCCCAUUAGAGAAAGAACCCUACAUGUUCUGCCCCACUGACUCUGAGGACUUGGAUAUGCCAGAGCCCCCCGUAUCCACAUACAUCAGAGACAUCUUCUGCAGGGAGCUUCAGGAAGACAUUGAGUUACCCAACGAGCACAAUGACUUCUAUGCCCAGCCCUUGCAGGAUCAAGCAGGCAACAAUGCUAUGGCAGCAGGGAGCCAACCUGGUCCCAUUCAGAAGUACCUCCUCACUGUCAACCUGAAGGAGGGCAGGAACCUGGUCAUCAGAGACCGUCACGGCACAAGUGAUCCUUAUGUCAAGUUCAAACUGGAAGGAAAGACGUUUUACAAAAGCAAAGUUGUGCAUAAGAACCUGAAUCCAAAAUGGAGUGAGUCCUUCUCUUUCCCCCUGCAGGAUUGGGAGCAGGUUGUCGACGUGAGGGUCUAUGAUAAGGACCGUACCACUGAUGAAUUCAUGGGUUCCAGCACAAUUGUGAUCAAAAACCUUGAAUUAGACAAGACCAGUGAGAUGGUGCUAAGUCUGGAGGACCCCAGCAGUCUGGAGGAUGACAUGGGCGUCAUCGUCAUUGACACAUGCCUAACUUUCAGAGAUGCUACGAUCAAAAGACCAAAACGGCACCUGAAAAAUAGAAGAAGAUUUAGGGGAGGCCAGAACCAGAAGGGGGACCAGCCCCAGGAUAAGGACCAGACCCAGGGUUCAGCUGAGGCCACCAAUAUGAGCCAGCUGUGGAGUGGCGUGUUUGGUAUUACCCUGUUAGAGGGACAGGACAUGCCUGAAUACGGCCAGGGGGACGUCUAUGUGCGUUACAGACUGGGAGAGCAGAAGUACAAGAGCAAGAACCUGCGCAUUCAGGCCAACCCUCGGUGGAGGGAGAAGUUUGACUUCAACAAGUAUGAGAACUGGCUGGAGCCACUGAAUGUGGAGGUGUUUGUUAAGAGAGGCAGGAAGAGUGAGGAAUCCUGGGGAAUGUUUGAGGUGGACCUGUCCAAGCUGCCAGUAAACACACAGCAGCUCUACACACAAACCUUGGACCCAGGCAAAGGCAGGCUGAUAUUACUGGUCACCUUCAACCCCUGCAGUGAGGCCUCCAUAUCAGACAUUAACAAACCUCCCCUGGAACAGCCAGACGAGAGGGACCAAAUACUGGAGAAAUAUAGUUUGAAGAACUCUCACAAAGGUGUGAAGGAGGUUGGCUUCCUUCAAGUCAAGGUUUUCAAUGCAACAGAUCUCACAUCAACUGAUCUCAAUGGGAAAAGUGAUCCAUUCUGUGUACUGGAGCUGGGGAACAGCAGGCUACAGACUCACACCAUCUACAAAACACUCAGCCCUGAGUGGAACAAAGUCUUUACAUUCCCAGUAAAGGACAUCCAUGAUGUGUUGGAGCUGAAGGUCUUUGAUGAAGACGGAGACAAAGCCCCAGACUUUUUGGGCAGAGUGGCCAUUCCACUACUCUCUGUUCAGAAUGGACAGCAGGUCACCCGAGGGUUGAAGAAUGAGAACUUGAGGGGUCCAGCCAAAGGGACCAUCUCACUGGUGAUGGAGGUCCACUAUAACCCAGUUAGAGCCGGCAUCAAAACCUUCAGACCAAAAGAGGAGAAAUUCAUGGAGGACAACAGAAAAUUCUCCAAAAAGGUCCUUGCCCAGAAUAUCUACCGAGUUCGGAAAAUCACCCUGGCAGUGCUGCAUACGUUACAGUACAUUAAAAGCUGUUUUCAGUGGGAGAGCACACAGCGGAGUGUAAUAGCCUUCCUGACCUUCAUGGUGAUGGUGUGGACCUGGGAACUCUUCAUGAUGCCCAUCUUCCUGCUGCUGCUUAUCGGCUGGAACUACUUCCAGGUCACCCCGGGGAGGGUCAGCAGCAAUCAGGACUUGACGAACAUGAACAUGACCGAUGAUGAGGAGGAAGAUGAGAAGGAAUCUGGGAAAAAGGGACUGAUGGAGAAAAUCCAUAUGGUUCAAGAGAUCAUCAUCACUGUCCAAAACAUUUUGGAUGAAAUCGCAUGCAUAGGGGAAAGAGUCAAGAACACAUUCAACUGGUCUGUGCCCUUCCUGUCCUGCCUGGCCUGCUUGGUUCUCUUUGUGGCAACAGCAGCAUUAUACUACAUCCCACUGCGCUACAUUAUCUUCAUAUGGGGCAUUAACAAAUUUACCAAGAAGCUGCGCAACCCGUAUGCCAUUGACAAUAAUGAAAUACUGGAUUUCAUCAAGAGGGUGCCCUCUGAUGUUCAAAAGGUGCAGUACAGCGAGCUGAGAGCGCCCAGCGUCCAGAGCCCACCACGAAGGAGAAGGUAAGCCCCUUGGACGUGCUGGAUGAAAGGACCAGGCUCUUUCUGAAAACGGCGCAGCCCAGUCUGCUACGAUGACAACGCUCCAGUGCCAGCAGAACCUGCGACCCCUUAUCCCCCUACUCCCCCCUCUCCCCUGCCCCGUGCUGCAGGGGUGCAGUCAGCCGCUCUCCCGCUUGUGUGUCUGCCACCCCCCUGACAGGGGCUGUGCACUGCACCGGGCUAGGAGGGCAGCACAUGGAGCUGUCAAUCAUAGAGCCAGAGAGACCGUCAAACCACUGCUGUUUUGCUUUUAUAGAUUUGAAUAGUAACACCUUGAUCAGACUUGACAGCCUCAUUGCAUCAAGGCUGCCUAAAAUAUUCUGCAGUCAAACUUUUUUCAUUAUGUAAUCCAACAUUUGUGCUGGAUGUGUAUGCAACAAAAGUUAAACAUUCCCCUUUUGCUACUAUUUCUGUCAAGUCUAUGCAUACAAUUUGAUGUUUACAUUGGAUUUAUCCAACAUCUGCACCACACGAAACACACUGCAACUGCCUCUGCAACGCAAUGCUGCAAGUCAAACACAGCGUUACAUUUGAAAUGAAUGUACUUCUGAUGUACAAAAUGCGCCUUCGGUCAGAUCAAGGCGUUCAACUGAACUGCUGCAAUGCUUUGACUCAUUUACAUUUUCAUUUCAUAUAUGGGCAAAUACAAUACUGUAACUGUGCUAAAUCCAGUUAUUACUUUGUGGUCACAUUUAUUUAUUUUUAUUAUAUAUUUUUUUUAUUAACCUCCCUCUUCGGAGGACACAUCUUGUUUAUUUAUUUACAGCUUUUCUGCUACAAUUAACAAAUCAAAUCAAAUUGUAUUUGUCACAUGCGCCGAAAACAACAAGUGUAGACCUUACCAUGAAAUGCUUACUUACAAGCCCUUAACCAACAGUGCAGUUCAAGAAGAGUAAAGAAAAUAUUUACCAAAUAACCUAAAGUAAAAAAUAAUGAAAAGUAACACAAUAAAUAACAAUAACGAGGCUAUAUACAGAGGGUACCGGUACCAAGUCAAUGUGCGGGGGUACAGGUUAGUCAAGGUAAUUUGUACAUGUAGGUAGGGGUGAAGUGACUAUGCAUAGAUAAUAGCAGCUGUGUACAAAACAAAUUAUUAUUAUUUUUUUACUAUUUUCUACAUUGUAGAAUAGUAGUGAAGACAUCAACAUUAUAAAAUCACACAUAUGGAAUCAUGUAGUAACCAAAACAGUGUUAAAUAAAUCCAAAUAGAUUUUACAUUCUUCAAAGUAGGCAUUCUUUGCCUUGAUGACAGUUUUGCACACUCUUGGCAUUCUCUCAACCAGCUUUACCUGGAAUGCUUUUCCAACAGUCUUGAAGGAGUUCCCACAUAUGCUGAGCACUUGUUGGCUGCUUUUCCUUCACUCUGCGGUCCAACUCAUCCCAAACCAUCUCAAUUUGGUUGAGGUCGGGUGAUUGUGGAGGCAGGGUAUCUGAUGCAGCACUCUAUCACUCUCAUUCCUGGAAAAAUAGCCCCUACACAGCCUGGUGGUGUGUAGGGCCCAAACCAGAUGGGAUGUGCCUUGAAUUAUAAAUAAAUCAGUGUCACCAGCAAAGCACCCCCACCACAUAACACCUCCUCCUCCAUGCUUUACAGUGGGAAAUAUACAUGCGGAGAUCAUCCGUUCACUCACACUGCGUCUCACAAUGACACAGCGGUUGGAACCAAAAAUCUCACAUUUUGACUCCAGACCAAAGCACAAAUUUCCACUGGUCUAAUGUCCAUUGCUCGUGUUUCUUGGCCCAAGCAAGUCUCUUCUUAUGAUUGUUGUCCUUUAGUAGUGGUUUCUUUGCAGCAAUUUGACCAUGAAGGCCUGAUUCACACAGUCGCCUCUGAACAUUUGAUGUUGAGAUGUGUCUGUUACUUGACCUCUGUGAAGCAUUUAUUUGGGCUGCAAUUUCUGAGGCUGGUAACUCUAAUGAACUUAUCCUCUGCAGCAGAGUUAAUUCUGGGUCUUCCAUUCUUGUGGCGGUCCUCGUGAGAGUCAGUUUCAUCAUAGUGCUUGAUGGUUUUUGCAACUGCACUUGAAGAAACUUUCAAAGUUCUUAAAAUGUUCUGUAUUGACUGACCUUCAUGUCUUAAAAUAAUGAUGGACUGUCAUUUCUCUUUACUUAUUUGAGGUGUUCUUACCAUAAUAUGGACUUGGUAUUUUGCCAAAUAUGGCUAUCCUCUGUAUAUCCCCUACCUUGUCACAACACAACUGAUUGGCUCAAAUGCAUUAAGAAGGAAAGAAAUUCCACAAAUUAACUUUAAAGAAGGCACACCUGUUAAUUGAAUUGCAUUCCAGGUGACUAUCUCAUGAAGCUGGUUGAGAGAAUGCCAAGAGUGUGCAAAGCUGUCAAUCAAGGCAAAGGGUGGCUAUUUGAAGAUUCUCAAAUAUAAAAUAUUUUGGGAUUUGUGUAACACUUUUUAACAUGUUUCCAUAUGUGUUAUUUCAUUGUCUUCACUUUUCAUCUACAUUUUAGAAAAUAGUUAAAAAAAUAAAGAAAAACUAAAACCUUUGUAUAUCAUUAUUUUAAUUCAAAUGUCAAUUCACUGUACAAUAAUUUGUAUAAAUUACCAGAAUAUUAUUUAUAAUGAAGAAUACAUUUUCGGAAUCGAGCCAAAGGAAAGUUUGAUACAUGUAACUUUGAGUUUCCAGUCUACUGUGCACCUUCUCAGGUUUCCUGUUUUGGUAUGUUCUUCUUUGUAUAUCCUCAAAUCUAUUUUUGAUGAAUUGUAAAAUAUAGAAACAAUCCUAUCUCCGA